Cryptomeria japonica (Japanese cedar) is the source of this 2180-nucleotide messenger RNA. RefSeq names its product cytochrome P450 734A1. Gene Ontology annotation, molecular function: iron ion binding; heme binding; oxidoreductase activity, acting on paired donors, with incorporation or reduction of molecular oxygen. The record is from RefSeq and is a predicted model, not a curated record. The transcript is spliced from 5 exons. Lineage: Eukaryota; Viridiplantae; Streptophyta; Pinopsida; Cupressales; Cupressaceae. Bases 228 to 1802 code for a protein of 524 amino acids.
UUGCCUUUUCCACAUACAUAGGAAUGUGUUUUCUGGAAAUCAGUUAGGAAAUGUAGAGGGAGGGAAGGGAGCCAAUUGGGUAUUAGCCUAGGCCCCAUCAGAACACUCCAUGUAUAUCUACAUGACCCUUUUUUCUUUCUCUGAGCAAUUCAUGAGGAAUGUAAGUUGUAACACACCCAUGAAGACAAAUGAGAAGCAAGUUUCUUAAGCUUUAGAGAUAUUAUAUCAUGGAUAUACUGUUGUUGAUCUGUCUUCUGGCUUGCUGUUCAGUGUUGGUUUUGUUGGUGAAAGUGGGAAAUAGCAUAUGGUGGAAGCCUCUUCAAUUGAAGAAGCAUUUUGAAUGCCAGGGAAUCAGAGGUCCUCCUUAUAGACUUGGGUAUGGUAACAUGGUGGAUAUGCUCCAGAUGAGAGAGAAGGCAAUAUCCACACCCAUGAAGUUGUCCCAUAAUAUUAUUCCUAGAGCUCUGUCAUUUUAUGACUCUUGGACAAGGACAUAUGGUCAAACUUUUAUCCACUGGCUUGGCUCUACUGUGAGAUUGAAUAUCACAGACCCUGACUUGAUUUGGGAAGUUUUGUGCAACAAAUCUGGUCUAUAUAAGAAGUGUACCCAGAUGAAGCAACUCAAUGGAGACGGUCUUGUCAGUCUGGAAGGAGAAAUGUGGGCUCAACAUAGGAGAAUUAUUAAUCCUGCUUUCCAUAUUGACAAUUUGAAGGGCCUGGUUCCGAUGAUGGUGGCAAGCACUUCCACUAUGCUGGCUAAAUGGAAAGAGAGAAUUGAGAAAGAUGCAAAUGAGAUAGAAGCCUGCAAAGAGUUCAGAGAUCUCACAGAUGAUAUACUGUCCCAUAUAAUGUUUGGGGGCAGCUAUGUGGAGGGUAGACAGAUUUUUGAUAUGCAAGCGGAGCAGGCACUUCUAAUCUCUGAGGCUCCCCGGAGUUUACUCUGUGCUCUAAUAAGCAGGUUCUGUCCUUCUAGGAAAAAGAGGUACAUGAGAAAACUAGAUAAAGAAAUCAGAAGCUCUCUCAGGCAGUUGAUUGAAAGCAGAAAGAAAGUAAGGAGUGCAGGAAGAUCCAAUGGCUAUAGUGGUGACCUCCUGAGCGUGAUGACAGCAGGCAGCAGAAGCAAGGACACACAACAGCUGCAGGGAGGAUUCGUACAAAAAACCAUAAUUAUGGAGACUGAAGAAAUCAUUGAUGAAUGCAAGACCUUUUUCUUUGCGGGCCAUGAUACAACAGUGUGCUUGCUGACUUGGACUAUGGUACUUCUUGGUAUGUACCCUUAUUGGCAGGACCGAGCAAGAAAGGAAGUAUUGUCUAUCUGUGGACAGGGAGCUCCUAAACCAGAAAAUGUAAACCACUUAAAACUUAUGGGCAUGAUUUUGAACGAGGCUUUGAGGCUCUACCCACCUGUAGUUGCAUUGAUCAGACAAACAGACAAUGAUACCAAAUUGGGAAGCUUAUCAAUCCCUGCAGGAACACAGCUCCUCUUUCCUAUCAUUGCACUUCACCAUGAUGAGGAAUUAUGGGGAGAGAAUGCCAAGGAAUUCAAUCCUGAAAGAUUUUCUGAAGGAGUUUCAAAGGCUGCUAAGCAUCCCAUGGCUUUUAUGCCAUUUGGGCUGGGACCCAGAGUUUGUGUUGGCCAGAACUUCCCAGUGCUGCAGGCCAAGGUUAUAUUAGCCAUGAUAUUGCAACAAUUCUCUUUCUCUGUAUCGCCGACCUAUACUCAUGCACCUAUCCCUAUGGUUUUUCUUCAGCCCCAGUUUGGAGCUCAGAUGAUUUUGAGCAGUAUUCCGCAUAAUGAAUGAAUGAACUGAAAAUUAAUCAUGUUAAAUUUACUUAAAGUCAGUGAGCUCAUUGUAGGAUGAUAGCAGAAAAGAUGAUAGAGAGAUCAUAGCUCCAGUUUAUGAUUUAAGGCAGCUAAGAGUUGCUUGUAAAGUGUAAUUUGUGUCAUAUUGUGUUUGCUUUUGAAAUAGAACCAAAUACAUAGUUUGAUGAUAGUAGUUUAUAUCAAGUAAAAUGGAAUGUAUGGAUAUGGAUCUUUUUAUAGUCUACAAUGUGGGGGAAUUUGUUUUUGGGUCUACAUAUGGCUUAUAGUAAUAUGAGAUUAUCUCGCACUCUUUGCAAGAGGCACCUAACUGUACUACAAACAAGACUUCUAUGAGAUUAUAUUUUUGUGGUGUUCA